Molecule: messenger RNA, 8158 nt
Organism: Diachasma alloeum
Lineage: Eukaryota; Metazoa; Arthropoda; Insecta; Hymenoptera; Braconidae
Gene: msn
Product: serine/threonine-protein kinase mig-15
Exons: 21
Coding region: 722-4516 (1264 amino acids)
Biological process (GO): protein phosphorylation
Molecular function (GO): protein kinase activity; ATP binding
Source: RefSeq, a predicted model, not a curated record
ACCCGAAGACGUGGUUUCAAGGCCUCCUCGUCUCAACCAUCUCAAACCUCCCAGUGAGACCAGGACAGGCCCUCCCGUGCGUCCAACACUCGCAACGCCGACGAUUCCUCGCGAGAGAGUGCAGUUUUUCGCGUGAAUAAAAAAACGUCACGUCCAAACGAUUGCCAUGUGUCGCUACGGGUGUGACUUGACGCGGAUACCCAACUCCCAAUAACAAUUUUUAUUCCUACCACCAAAACCUGGAAUAAUGAACAAGUAUGAGCCGGCGAGUGAAGUGAUAGGAUAGGAACAUCGUUUUGAGUUUGAGUUGACGAGUGGUGCAAGGGGGAGUCGGAGAUUCUUGACACCAGUGGAGGAUUAAAAGGGACAAGGAACCCUGGGGGACACACAUAGGCGUGUCGUGUACGUGCUGUCUGUGUUGCGAUAUUACCGACGUACAAUCUUCCAAUUUCUUUAUUUUUUUAAUCUGCCAUCGAGGAAGUGGCCCUACCUCGGGUGUGGCGUGUUCAGUUUCAGUGAGAGUUAUCGUGUCAUCUUCCUCUGUUCGCGUUUUAUUUUUUUUUUGUUUUUCGGGAGUUUUAUUCGGUUUACGGUGUUUCUGUGCGGGUGGUGGCUUCCAAACGGAGCGAUAACUGGGGGGUGGGGGCACGUUUAACGGUUGAGAGAGGGAGAUAUUGGGAGUACGUGGGAUAGACAGAGGGAGCACUAGUGGCGUAUCAAGAUGGCGCAUAAUUUGGCACCGAGUGUUAACUGCUCUCUGGAUGACAUCGACUUGAACGCACUCAAGGAUCCAGCGGGCAUCUUCGAGCUCAUCGAAGUCGUCGGAAAUGGCACAUACGGUCAAGUUUACAAGGGCCGACACACCAAGACCGGCCAGCUGGCAGCCAUUAAAGUUAUGGACGUCACGGAGGACGAAGAGGAGGAGAUUAAGCUAGAAAUAAAUGUUCUUAAAAGGUACUCAAACCACAGGAAUAUUGCAACAUAUUAUGGGGCAUUUGUCAAGAAAUCACCGCCAGGUAAAGAUGACCAACUGUGGUUGGUCAUGGAGUAUUGUGGUGCUGGCUCUGUCACGGAUCUCGUUAAAUCAACGAAGGGACAGAGCCUGAAGGAGGAGUGGAUCGCUUAUAUCUCGAGAGAGAUACUGAGAGGACUCAGUUACCUUCACAGUAAUAAAGUUAUUCACAGGGAUAUCAAGGGUCAAAAUGUACUCUUGACUGACAAUGCUGAAGUUAAACUUGUUGAUUUCGGCGUCUCUGCACAAUUGGACCGCACAAUUGGACGUAGAAAUACGUUUAUUGGCACCCCAUACUGGAUGGCACCUGAAGUCAUAGCUUGCGAUGAAAAUCCAGAUGCCACGUAUGACAACAGAAGUGAUCUUUGGUCACUUGGUAUUACUGCACUCGAAAUGGCAGAGUCACAGCCUCCCCUCUGUGAUCUACAUCCCAUGAGAGCACUUUUCCUAAUUCCACGUAAUACACCGCCAAGGCUGAAGUCGAAGAAGUGGGCGAAAAAAUUUCAGGGAUUCAUUGAGACGGUCCUGGUGAAGGACUAUCAUCAGCGGCCUUAUACGGAACAAUUACUGAAGCAUCCAUUCAUCCGGGACCAACCAACCGAGCGUCAAGUUAGGAUACAGCUCAAAGACCAUAUCGAUCGGUGCAAGAAACGUAAACAGGAGAAAGGUAAGGAGCGAGACGACUACAGAUACAGUGGAAGUGAGAAUGAAGAUGACGAACCAGCCCUGGCUGGUGAGCCCUCGUCAAUCGUUCAAGCACCUGGUGGGGACACACUGCGUCGCAAUUUCCAGCAGAUACAAGAGGGAAGGACAUUGACACAGGAUAUUCCUCAGGUUCCACACUCGGGUAAAGAAAAACAGGGUGGUAGGGGCCACCGUGAAAUACCAGAGCCAGGUCCACCAUCGAGACCUGCUAUUCCUCACAGGCUCAUUGAACCACAGCCACCGUCACGUCCACUGCCCCCAACGCCUCGAGAUGAUCCACGACAACCGCACAAAGUCUCAACUCCACCCUCAAAUCACCACUCAGCAGCGAACUCCAGUGGUGUUGGAAGUGGUGGCUCAGGUGGACAAGCGCCACAAAGAAAUAGUCAUGUAUUCAAACCUAUGCUGCCACCGAGGAGGCCAGAGGACUUGGACAUGCUGGCUGCUCAACUCAACGAGCUUGGUGUGUCACAGGGCCCUGAAGCCCCGCCAAGGCCCAACAGGCAACACAAGAGCCCGGCCCCGGUACAAACAUCAAAUGUCACCACUAGCCACUCGGCCCAACCAGCCAGUAAUGAACAGAACAACAAACAGAUGCCACAAUCCUCCAGUAUUCUCGAUCAAGCACUGUCAGUGGAGAGCGACAGUGAUGAUGAUUUUGAGGAUGCAACUGGAAACAAUGCGAGAAAUGAUGGAACAUUACUUGCCAGUGAUCCACCAAAGCCACUACCUGAAUUUUCUCCUUUCAGACCGUCUUCAGAUUCGUCUUCUUCGUCAUCUCACAAUGCACAAAAUCACCAUGAAGGCGGUGCACCAAAUCGACCAUUACCUCCAACUCCAGACGAAGAGGAAUCAGGCGAUCGAACACUAGUCAUGAAACGAGAGGUGACCAGUGGAAAGGACGAGAGUUCAAAAUCAACUGAGAAAACGCUGAAGAGAUACGAUCUGUCGUCGAGAAGAAAAACUGAGCAAAUUGGCCAACAAAGUGGCCAGAGAGUGGCUCAGAAAUCAUCAGGUGGUCAACCAUCAGUUCAAUUGAAAUCGAUACAUCGUAGACAAGAGUCAGACUCGAAAUUGGGCAAUUCGAGUGCAUUUGCACGUGCAUUCAGGCGUGAAAAUUCGGAUUUUUUUCCCUCAACGAGGCACUCAGCUUACUUACAAAAAUCUGAGCCAAGAUCAUCGAUAUUUGCCAGUGGUAACAGGCGUGGUAGUGAGAUAUCAGUUGCCGGUGUAAGUGGUAAAAAGGGCAGUGGACUGUCAACUGGUGAGCCUGUACUCACUGAUUUUUCAUUUGGUCGCGAUGCACCACAGAGACCGAGGAGGGAAAAAACAGAGAGUGAAAUUGUAUUUGGUAAUAGACAGCAGGAAUAUUUGAGGGAACGCGAUGCUAGAUUACUCAGGAAUGAUGAUAACAGGAGGAGAAGUUUUAAACCAUUGGAUACAACCUCGGAUGAUGGAACUAUUAAGUCAACAGCUAGUACAACAGCUAGUGAAUACAGUCCAGUUAUAACUCAGAAUCGCGAUGGUGAACGUGGAAGAAGUGGAGGAAGUGAUUUCCAGAGGUCAGACUCGUCCCCUGGCUCACGACCUAGCUCAGUGCUACCAGACCUUUUGACCUCAUCGCCGGGUCAACGACAGGACAAGUCAACCAGUGAGGAGUAUCGACAAGCUGUUAAAACCCCUGCACCUCUUGCACUUCAACAGAAACAGAGAUCCUUCCUAACGUUUGGAUUUGGCGCUGGACCAGCUAGAAGAGAAUCACACGUUAAUGUCAAUGUAACACCUACGAGUCAUGAUUUAGCAUCGGAUACACCGGAAAUAAGGAAAUAUAAGAAGAGAUUUAAUAGUGAAAUACUUUGCGCUGCUUUAUGGGGCGUGAAUCUCCUAAUUGGCACGGAGAAUGGUUUAAUGCUGCUGGACAGAAGUGGCCAGGGUAAAGUCUAUCAAUUAAUCAGCAGGAGGAGAUUCCAGCAGAUGGAGGUACUGGAGGGGCAAAACAUUCUCGUUACAAUCAGUGGUAAAAAGAAUCGUGUCAGAGUGUACUACUUGUCGUGGCUGAAGAGCAAAAUUCUUCGCACUGAUGGCCACAGUGACCAGCAAGUGGAGAGGCGCAAUGGCUGGAUAAACGUCGGUGAUCUUCAGGGAGCGGUGCAUUUCAAAAUAGUUAAAUACGAGAGAAUAAAGUUUCUGGUUAUUGCCCUGAAGGACUCCAUAGAGAUAUACGCAUGGGCACCAAAACCCUAUCACAAAUUCAUGGCCUUCAAGUCGUUUGGUGAACUGGCUCACAGGCCGUUACUGGUUGACUUGACUGUUGAAGAGGGAUCACGACUGAAAGUCAUUUAUGGAAGUGCCGAUGGAUUUCACGCUGUCGACUUGGAUUCUGCCACUGUUUACGACAUUUAUCUUCCCAAACACACUCAGGGACCCAUUUGCCCUCACUGUAUCGUUGCUCUGCCAAACAGCAACGGUAUGCAAUUACUUCUUUGUUACGACAAUGAAGGAGUUUAUGUCAAUACGUAUGGUAGAGUGUCUAAGACAAUGGUACUCCAGUGGGGUGAAAUGCCCACUAGUGUUGCGUACAUUGGUACUGGACAAAUCAUGGGCUGGGGUAAUAAGGCCAUUGAAAUAAGGAGUGUCGAGAGUGGCCAUCUUGAUGGUGUCUUUAUGCAUAAGAAGGCUCAACGGCUCAAGUUCCUUUGUGAACGUAAUGAUAAGGUAUUUUUCUCAUCAGCAAAGGGUGGUUCAUCCUGUCAAAUCUACUUCAUGACCCUGAACAAACCUGGCAUGGCUAACUGGUGAUCCCGAAUGCGGCCAAAUAUGGCCCCACCGUUAAACGUACAAUUACCAACUCACCAUUUACCCCGUGUAUCUGGUUACCUACCACAAUGUCCACGUAUUCAUCCCUUACUGCCACAAACACGUUAUUUGGAUUAUCAACAGUGUAUGCAUCGUGUCAAUAAUUAUUAUCCGAGUGAUAAUAAUUUCACUGGAUCAGACCAUAAUCAGAGAGAUCGUCGUUAUCAUCAGGACAGAAGUCGUCAUCGAGUUUUACAAUCCAACAGCAGGGAAUUUAAUGCUAUCGAGGGGAGGAGUUACAAUUAUUAUUCGACACGCAAGGACGAGAACUACGAGGACUUUAGGAAUGACAGGUGUGGACGUGUAUCAGGUCGGAGAAUCAGUUCUGUUCCACUGACUGGUAUCAAUAUUUUGGUUAAACGAUUUCUGUGUUUUCUCGUUUGUCCCACGUUGAGAUCAUCCAUGCGGUAUGGGCAGGAUUGUUAAUUUUUUUUUUUGUACUUGGUGUCGAAUUUUCGUACUUCGUAAAUUAAAUUCAUUUUUACCAUUUUUUUGGAGAAGUUUAUUAUUGAAUUUGGUUUAUUUGGGGAGAUUUCAGGUGUUUCUUGAAUAAAAUCUAUGACAAUUGCUUCAAUUCUCUUAUUCUUUUUCUAUUUUCUAUGGAUAAUAAUGACAUUUAAUGGAAAGGAUAUUAACUUGACGUCAAAUUUUUAUCUUUCACGAAAUUAAUCCGUUUUCAUAAUUUCUCAUCGAAGUUAAUCAGCGUUGAUUAAUGUUGUCAAUGUUUUUUUUGGGAGAUGCCAGCUUUUCCUUGAAUAAAAUCCACUCCAAUAGCUUGUAAAUUUGGCAUCUUUGUUACGCAUGAUUUAUGAUUCUUUAACUCUCUGAUCUUUUCUAUUUUUAGUCCUUUGUAAUUAAUUCCGCAGACGAAAUUGAUAAACUCGUGCCUGGAAUUUGUCUCCUCCAAUCCAAUUUCAUUGAAAUUAAUACUCAUCUGUGUUCACGUGACCGAUCGACCGAGAGAGUAUUUUCUCGUUUGCCCCACAACGUGAGAAUAGUCUUAAAUUCUCCAAUUCUCUAAUCCUUUUUUCGUUUUUCUAUGAAGGAUAAAAGUGACAUUUAAUGCAAAGGAUAUAAACUUGACGUCAACUUAAUCCAUUUUCAUAAUUUCUCAUCGAAGUUAAUCAGCGUUGAUUAAUGUUGUCAAUGUUUUUUUUGGGAGAUGCCAGCUUUUCCUUGAAUAAAAUCCACUCCAAUAGCUUGUAAAUUUGGCAUCUUUGUUACGCAUGAUUUAUGAUUCUUUAACUCUCUGAUCUUUUCUAUUUUUAGUCCUUUGUAAUUAAUUCCGCAGACGAAAUUGAUAAACUCGUGCCUGGAAUUUGUCUCCUCCAAUCCAAUUUCAUUCAAAUUAAUACUCAUCUGUGUUCACGUGACCGAUCGACCGAGAGAGUAUUUUCUCGUUUGCCUCACAAACGGGAGAAUGGUCCUUAUCCUUUUUCUAUUUUUUAUGGAUAAUAAUGACAUUUAAUGCAAAGUAUAUUAACUUGACGUCAAAUUUUUGUCUUUCACGAAAUUAAUCCAUUUUCAUAAUUUCUCAUCGAAGUUAAUCAGCGUUGAUUAAUGUUGUCAAUGUUUUUUUUGGGAGAUGCCAGCUUUUCCUUGAAUAAAAUCCACUCCAAUAGCUUGUAAAUUUGGCAUCUUUGUUACGAAUGAUUUUUGAUUCAUGAACUCUCUGAUCUUUUCUAUUUUUAGUCCUUUGUAAUUAAUUCCGCAGACGAAAUUGAUAAACUCGUGCCUGGAACUUGUCUCCUCCAAUCCAAUUUUAUUCAAAUUAAUACUCUUCUGUGUCCGCGUGACCGAUCGACCGAGAGAUCGAGGUUGACACACAUAAAUGCGCAAUGCAGUUCCCCCGACAGCCCCUCGAGAUCGUUUUAAAUUUAUAAUCUCUGCUGACUGAAUCUCGCCCCUUUCAACUCUCACGUAUCCCUCAUUCCAAUUAAACUUUUUCAUGAAGCUGGGGGAGUUGGUUCAACAAGAGAGAAAAAAUAAAAUAAAUAGGUGUAAAAACUCUACUUGGUUACAGGUGUUUCAUUCAAAACUCAAUUGUCGGUUAAUUAAAGUGGGUUAACAGUUUUUUUACAUAUGCGUGUCUAUGGAAUUCAUUCGUAUGAAUCUUUUAUAAAUAAAAUAUUCCGAUAUUUGAUCAGUAUCGGGAUGAAUGGAGCAGCGAUUUUCAUGGGGUGAUUGUUUUUUCAACUUGAUAGGCGUGAAAUUCGACACCAUGUAUUUUUUAUUUCUGUCGGCGAAUCGAUGUACUCACUCGUUUGAUGAUAAAAGUUUAGCAUGAAAUAUUGUUUUUUUGUCUACAAUAUCAGUGAAAUGGUUUGACGAGAAAAAAAAGAUUUUUUUUAAAGACGAUUUUAAACCUUUUUUUGAUGAAAAAAAAUUUUUCGUGAAAAAGUGAAGACAAUUAUUCUAUUUUUCUUUCUCCCCCUGAAUUUAAUGAUUUCAUGAACAACUGGAAAUCAUAAAGUGAUGAUAAUUACAUCACGAAAAGCCACGUUUAUAUCAAUUUUAACUGAUGGAAUAAACUUUAUGACGUAUAUUUGAUGGAAAUGAAAAAAAAAUGAGGCGACGAUUCGACGAUUGAUGUGUGAUUUGAAGGGAGAUUCGAAUUUUUUACAGACGAAGGAACAAUAUAACAAAUUAAAAGUAGACAUUUUACCGUAGGUUAUCGAGUUGCACGUAAUGCGGCAAUUUUUUAAAAUCAUUGUUUCACAUUCGACCGUCCCUCUUACGAUGAAAAAAAAAGAAAGUUGAAAAUGCGUGGAAUGGGCUUUUAUUGUCUGAUGAUAAAAUCCGUACAUUAACGCCAUCCAAUGAGCCAUGAAAAUAACAACUCGUGAGUGGGAAGGAAAAUCCAAUUAUCGACAAUGUAAUACACACAUUUAUCGUGCAAUAAUACUUCCGAGGUUGAUAUUCAGGCGAUUUUGUUUCACUGAUCGGGCAUAAGGGGGGAGUUGAUAAUUCCCUCGUAAUCAUCAAUUUUUGUACAGAAAAAAUAUGAGAAUUGAGCGAAUGAAAGGGUUUCACAAUCUUCAGGAUCCAGUGGAACAUCAAAAUUUGAUGAUGAGAGUUGUUUUUUUUUCGUAGAAGCACUAACUAUGCGUUUUCGGAAAGCACAUUUCUCUUCAUUCAUAAUUUUUUAUUUAUAUUCUGGAAAUAAAUUCCAAGAAGUCGGUUCUAUUUUCAUUCAGACGCAUGGAAAAUAAUGUCUACGGAAUAUUUUUCAACAUUUCUCACAUUUUUUCCUCUCACCUGAGGAAAAUAAUAUUUUUAAUGAAUGGGAAUUAGAACGACUCAUCUUCGAUAGUGUAACUUUGUACAUACUGAAGUAUCUUACGGUGCAAGUAGAGCCAAGUUGGCCGUCCACCGUUAAUCGAUCGAAGUAUCUCCCUCGUAUUCUCGAUACCUGAUACUGUACGUUUUAGGUAGUUUUGAGGGUAGUUCUCAUGGGUAUUCUCUCCACUUCCAGUAUAACCGAGGACAGUUCCUCGUGCAUUAUAAUUUGCGAUUGGAUACUCGUUUCAGCAAUUAAUUACAUUAACGCAGGCCCACGUCUACAAUAUAAACUUGAAAAAAAAA